This is a messenger RNA of Caenorhabditis sp. 36 PRJEB53466, 1496 nucleotides long. NCBI's taxonomy places the organism in Eukaryota, Metazoa, Nematoda, Chromadorea, Rhabditida, Rhabditidae. The record is from the annotation of a GenBank genome assembly.
AUGAAUCUGUUACUGAUCGCAUUUGUGACUCAAAUCCUCAAAAGUCGAGCUUGCGAGAUGAAAAGUGAGUGGAUCUAUAUUGAUGUUGUGAAAAACAGUUUUUGUUUAGUAUGCUACGGCGGAAAAGCGGACUUUCUACCGAUUGGAUGCGAAUCUGUCAUCGGAGGUCCACUCAUCAUCGAGGAUUUUGAUUACGGCUAGUAUAACUCAGUUGCCGAUAGAGAUAUCAAAUAGUUGCCAACUAACAAAUUGCUCAUCAAAACGUGGCGUGCAUUUUAUCAGUUGACCACUAUUUGAUAUCUCUUCAGACGGCUGAGAUAUAUCGUUUUGAAUGCACGGGAAACUCUUGAGAAGGCAGUUGUGCUUUUUACUAUGCUUCACCGAAAAUUCCUGCUGAUUUCCUUCAGAACUGACCAUGAACAACGACGUGGGACGGAAGCUCUCGUCGAUCCGCAAAAUCAACAGCGGUCUCAUCAUCCGUCGCAACUCGUUCUAUCAGUUCUCAGCGAUGCGCAACUUGCGCUCGCUCACCAUUGACCCGAAAGACGGUCCGGUGCUCACGUUGGAGCAGAAUCACAAUCUGAUGUCAGUCAAGUUCCAGAAUCUUCGUGUCAUCAAUGGGUCCAUGGUAGGCUUUCAAAAAGAUGCCAAUCGCCUCAAGUCGUUUUCAGCCAUUGUUCGAUUUUUGGCAAGACAACUUUCCUGUUCAGAUGAGAAAAAGUAGUGCAGCGUGAGUUUGUUUGAAAAGGGAAGUGGAGUGAAUUUAAAGUUUCAAAAGGUUUCAUCAGUUUCUUCAUCUGGUAACGGCUUCCGGAAGUGAUGAAAGGGACACUUGUGACGGCGACUAUUUCGAUCUGCAUGUUAUGGAUCUAGGCGAGGACUUAUGGGCAACUAGGAUCAACUUUUCAUUUUUAGACUAUCCCAUCGGGAACCACAUUCAUUACGUCGUUUCCGGAGCUCUCGGCCUUCUUUCUCUCGUCAUAAUCAUCGAUUCGCUGUACUUUGCCCAUUUCCAACGUCAAUGGGAGAGGAGACUGGACGAACUGGAGAUGGAGGAACGGCGCGACGAGUUCGAGGAGUUGUUGAACGAAGCGGAUCGGCUGGAGCAAUGGGAGGAGGAUCGUCAGGCGGUGGAGGCGGAGGAGAAGAUUCGGACGGCCAGGCAGUUUGAGGGCACCACAGACGAUCCGAACUACGCUCCGGGAGAGAGGGAGAGGCUGGAGGAGUUUCAGAAAGAUCGGAAGAAAUGGAAGUUGGAGGACGAGGAGGAGGCGAGGGAGUUGGAGAAGGAGGAGAAGGAGGAAGCGAGACAGAAGGAAGAUGAGGAGAAGAAGAAGAAGCUGGCGAAGUCGAAGGAAGGAAAGAAGGAGAAGAGUGAAAAGAAGAAGGAAAGUAAGACGGAUGGGAAUAAGAAGAGUGAGAAGAAGAAGAAGAAGAAGAAGAAGAGUAAGAAAGAGAAGAAAGAGGAGCGGAAGAGCCAGAAAGAGAAGGAAUAA